CCUGUUAUUAUGUCAACUAUAGAUACUGCAAAAGAUACGGACAAAGGAACAUGGAGGAAGAGAUUCAUUACACGCUUAGAAAAGAUUGUGAAUGAUGAUACAUAUAUCUGUUAUGACAGUUUUGCACAGCCAAAGGAGUGUUUCAUUCCUGCUUUAAAGUGA
This is a messenger RNA of Funneliformis geosporum, 162 nucleotides long. The record is from the annotation of a GenBank genome assembly. NCBI's taxonomy places the organism in Eukaryota, Fungi, Glomeromycota, Glomeromycetes, Glomerales, Glomeraceae.